Messenger RNA from Caenorhabditis elegans, 2627 nucleotides. RefSeq names its product FHA domain-containing protein (gene slmp-1). Gene Ontology annotation, biological process: animal gross anatomical part developmental process. Lineage: Eukaryota; Metazoa; Nematoda; Chromadorea; Rhabditida; Rhabditidae. Gene Ontology annotation, cellular component: endomembrane system; plasma membrane; membrane. The transcript is spliced from 8 exons. The record is from RefSeq and is marked reviewed. Bases 13 to 1749 code for a protein of 578 amino acids.
UUUCAGUAAGAAAUGUCAUUCGGGUGGGUAAGCCUGGUCGCCACGCCAAAAUCCCAUCCCUUUGAGGAAAGGCGGAUUAAGGUGAAUGGCUCGAACGACCCGGUAAAAAUAGGCCGAGCGGUCGCGCGCAUCCAGGCAACCGCUGAAAAUGCGGUUUUUGACUGUAAAGUCUUAUCGAGAAAUCACGCGAUUCUUUGGUUUCGAGACGGCGAGUUCUGGCUCAAGGACACGAAAAGCAGCAAUGGAACCUUCGUGAACAACGAGAAGCUGCAACAAACCGUCUCGGGACGGGACACGGAUGUCAGACGGGUCUUCAGUGGAGACAUCAUACAGCUCGGCGUGGAAAUUGUGGAAAACGCGAAUAAAGUUCCAGUCGUGUACGGAUGCAUCUACGCAGUCAUCAACUGCUUCAAUGCCGAUGGGAAGCUGAUGGAGAACACGGGACCCGCGAGCGAAGAAGGUCAACGGACGACGACGACAACGCUUGUCAGCAAUCGGAAGCUGUUUCAGAUGCAGCAAUACAUAUCAGAAGCCCAGCAUCGAGAAAAGCAGCGAGAGGAUAAGCUAACCGAGCUGAUGAGCAUCAUCGCAGCCAAUGAGCAAGCUGCGGAAACGGCCUGGAAAGCUCUGGUAAAUGAGGAUCGACUUUUGGCCAGAAUAGAAUCACUGGAAGCACAAUUGUCAAUCCUAUCCUCCAACAACAAUAAUCCGGACAAACAAAAAGAGGAACUUCUCAAAAUGAUCGACGAAAAGACGAAAUUCGAGGCCAAGACGAAGGAGAUGAUCCGUCGAUUGAUUGAGGAGAACGGAGAGACGACAUCUCGCUUGAAAGACAUGGAAAGAUCACUGGAGACGACGGAACAAACGUAUCAACAGCUCCGAUCACGGAAUGAGGAUCUCGAGACGGCGUUGGCGGAAACGACAGAAAUGUUCGAUGCGAAGGCUGCCGAGUUGGAGCAGGCCACUGCUGAUUUGAUUGAGAAGCAGAAGGUUGUGACGACUUAUGAGGAGAAGCUCACCGAUUUGCAGCAGAAGAAUUUGAAGUUGAGCAAGAGUUGUGUGAUAAACGAGACGGCUUCCGGAUUGUCACGCCUGUUGGCCAACUCAAUUAACAGUGGAAGCUUCAUCGAUGAGCCCGAACUUCAUUUGCUCAUUAGUACGCUGAAAUCGGCUUCCUAUCUGCCACCACAUACCCGGGAGACCACAUCAUCAUCGAAUGAUAAUUCGUCGGCGUCGGAUUCCGCCGAGCUUCAUACACAGUUGAUCAAUGGAUUUGCUCAGUCAUCUGAAUCGUCGGAAGAGUCGGAGGAGAAGAAGAAGAAGCCACAGCAACAAGAUGAUAAGACGACAAUUGAAGCAUAUCUCAAGACAAUUCUCGAGCUACAGGCCAAGAAUCGGGAGCUUGAGAUGACAGCAGCAAUGGCAACAAUGCCUGAAGUUCAAGAGAACCAUGGAUGCCUUGAAGCUUCAUCGCUGAAAGAAACGCUGGAAUUUUCACCGUCUGGAAAUGUUUCGUUCUUCCCGCCUUCGGAAUCUGCGAAUUUGUCCGGAUCAUCAACUUCCACGUCUUCACAGGCGCCACUAUGGCAGAAGCAGGCGACGAUGGUGAUGAAGAAGCCCGAUGAACUUGAGAACUUGUUGCUGUUGGUGUCACUGGUUCCGCUUCUCGCAUUUCUGCUCUCAGCGAUUGCUCCAAUCCAAAAGCGAUUUUCAAGUGGAUCAUCACCACAAGUGAAGAAAGAAGAAUAGUGAAGGAUUAUCGCACACACAGUUUUGUGCUAGAAAUAUUAUCUCAAAUCAAAUCCGAUCUCUCUCUCUUGUCCACGAAAUAAUUCCUCUCCCCGUUUCAUUCUCCCCUAUGUAUUGUAGUAUAUUCUUUAUUCAUAUUAUUUAUUUUCAUUAUUUUCCCCGCUUUUUUAACCCAUUUAUUGAUCAUCCCCACUAGCUCUUUCACACAUUUUAAUUUAACUAUUAAUUUUGCGUAUCUCGAGGAAAGUCGUCGGAAUUUUUUCUUUCGAUUUUUCGCAGUUUUUUAACCAGAAAGUUGAGAAAUUUUGAUGUUUUCUUGGAAAACUGAAAAAAAAAUCUGCAAAAAAUCAAAAAUCAAUUGAAAUUUUUCGAUAUUUUUGAGAUUUUUCUUCGAGAUUUGAAAAAAAAAACGAAAACUUUAAAUUUUUUCGAUUUUUGAAUCUCAAAUCUGUUGAAAAAUAGGAAAUUCAGUUGGAAAACUGCUUGAUUUUUAUUGAUUUUUUAAAAAAUUUCCGAAAAACCGACAUUCUCGAUGCGCUAGUUACGUGUUUCAUGUCUUUGUGCUGUGCUAUCAUUAAAUUAUUUCCCUUUCAUCCCCCGAAUAUUCCCUUUUUUCCUAUUAUUUUCAAUUGAAUGUUCGCUUACAAAACUGAAAAGAGGGUAUAAGCUUGAGCCGUUGAUUCCUUCUUCCUAUCAUCAUAGUAUUAUAUAAAUAUAUUAUUUCCAAUUCUAAGGCUUUUUCUCCCCGUUUAUCGCAUUUCUGUGUAUAGAAUCUAAUUUUUUCCCCCAUUUUUUGUUGCUCGGCCCCAUCGAAAUUCGUGCUCUAAUUUCUGACACGAAAAACGAGUUUAUAAACAUUUUUCCUUUAAUUUUAAAAU